This is a messenger RNA of Phaeoacremonium minimum UCRPA7, 768 nucleotides long. RefSeq lists its product as hypothetical. The coding region runs from base 1 to 768 and encodes 255 amino acids. The transcript has 3 exons. Lineage: Eukaryota; Fungi; Ascomycota; Sordariomycetes; Togniniales; Togniniaceae. The record is from RefSeq and is a predicted model, not a curated record.
AUGUCUAACAAGCACGGUGGUUUCAACUACAGAAACCACGGCGUCAACAGCCGGGGCAAUCACUACUGUGUUCGAGACUACGGCAAUGGGUCCAACUCAUAUCACUACUCUAACCGUGAUCGAUCUUACUAUUACCAGAAUCCCGACGGUAGUAAAUACUACAAUAAUGGGCUCGGCGGAUCCACCUACACGGCGCCAAACGGCAAGAAGUACUCGUCUGGCUACGGGAAUGGCGUCCCCCAGGAGGAUGAAGGCCAUGAUGGCUUGGAACGACCUCAAUAUCUGAACGAUGAAUCCCACCAGAACUCGUUCAGUCACGGAGGUAGUAGCUCAGGAGGUUGCGCAGAAAACAAUCGCGAGACUGAAGGCCAAUUUCAGGCAGAUUAUCACAAUGAGUACUCUCCGAGCUGCGAAUCCACCAACCUGUCUAGCGAUCCUCAUUACUACAGCGAGAGCCAGAAUCCGUGCCAGGACCAUGCUUAUGAACACGACGCACGGCACUCUGUGAGGGAUGAUCGCAAUGAUAUUUCGCAGGAAUCGCAGUUCGACGGCGGUGAUCACAACCAAGCUUUGAGCGAUGCUGAUGGCGACCAAUCAUCUUGCUAUGACUAUGACGAUUUGCAGCCUGAUGAGAGACAUGAUAGUGGGGAUGGCUAUGAUGAUGGUGACUAUAACGGCGGUGGCUACGACGAUGGAGGCUACGAUGAUGGCGGUUUUGAUGGAGGAUAUGAUGACGACGAUUAUGGUUACUAUGAUUAUGACGACUAG